AUGAGUUCCAUUGCCGCUCCCAACGUUGUCGCCUCGUUUGCUUGUCGUGCCAAUGCGGACUGCAACUUUGUCAUUUACGAAGCCCUCCACGACGCGGCUUUUCUACACAGAGCUCUCCAAAUGGCCAAGAAAUUCAAGAAGACCAGUCACUCCACCACCAACAACAAUGAUCCCAACCGCAAACCAAAGAAUCCUGGCAAGGAAUCCCUUCGUGGACGACGACAAAGUGUCAAGCACUUUUGUCAAACCGAUGGCAAUGAUGAUGACUUCCUGCAGCGAUAUCACUGUGGAGACACUAGUAUUGAUCCCAACAAUAACAACCAGAAGAUUCAAGUCUGCCAUUUCAAUGGAGUCGACUUUACAACCAUGUGUGUUCGACCGCACAGUGCUCUCUUUCGCAAUCUUCAUGCUCGCGACUAUUGUGGGCCUUGCAGUAUUAUUGACACGGAAGGUGGUGGUGAUGACGCCAUGAUUCAUUGGCACGGUAAAAAACCCUCCAUGGGAAUGGGAGUCCCUCAACCCAGACAAAAGACGGAGCAGAGACAGCGGCCUCGCAAGCCAAGGCUUGUCCCCAUGGGAGUUGUGCAAGUGCUGGACGACAACAAUGACAUGGAUCUGAACUAA
Molecule: messenger RNA, 624 nt
Organism: Seminavis robusta
Lineage: Eukaryota; Bacillariophyta; Bacillariophyceae; Naviculales; Naviculaceae
Source: the annotation of a GenBank genome assembly